Molecule: messenger RNA, 3251 nt
Organism: Aspergillus welwitschiae
Lineage: Eukaryota; Fungi; Ascomycota; Eurotiomycetes; Eurotiales; Aspergillaceae
Exons: 7
Coding region: 1-3249 (1082 amino acids)
Molecular function (GO): protein binding
Source: RefSeq, a predicted model, not a curated record
AUGCGCAGAUUGGACGCGAAGGUGAAGAAAGUCCAAGACAAUACAGUCCAAGACAAUACAGCGAGCAGCGGCUUUAUUGCUCGCGCCAGGUCCGAGUGGGAGAGGGUUAAAUACCCUUUAAAGGAAAGCACCAUCCUGAAACUUCGAGAUAUCCUUCAAGAACAGAAAUUGGAUCUGAUUCUCAUUAUCAACGUUUUGAAUACUGAUGCAUCUUCUGCUGAAUCAGAGACUCUCGCUCAGCACAUGUCUCAGUUGUCGUGUGAUAUUUCUCAAUUAGAGGCCGAUGUGGGAGAGAACAAGAAUAUUUUGAAAGCGUCCGUACAAGACCUGAAGCGGAAAGAAGUCCUCGGAUGGAUCUAUAGUCAAGAUCCAUUUAUGCUCUACCAAUCUCGAGAGUCUAGGAGACAUCCCGGCACCUGCCAAUGGUUCCUUCAAGGUCGGGAAUACCUGCAAUGGAGAUCUACAGGGCAACUACUGUGGGUGAAGGGUGAGGUUGGUUGCGGAAAAUCAUUUCUAUGCUCUGCAGUAAUUAGGCACCUGCAAUCCUACUGUACAGCACAGUCUGACAAUAUCCUUGUACAUUUCUUCUUCUCAUUUGCCGAAUCCCACCGGCCUAAUCCGCUUCUGUGCCUCUCGUCCAUAUUAAGGCAAAUGUGUGUGAACGAUCGAGUCCUCCAGAAUGUCGAGGAACUGUACGAAAAGUUCAACGGAUCUACAGCAAGCAGACCUCUGGAGUAUCACGACAUCGAACUCGCGCUGGAUUCGGCCAUUGCGUGCCUCCAGCAAUGCAAAGAGAUAUAUAUUAUCCUUGACGCUCUCGAUGAAUUGCCUAAUGAUCCCGACGAAUACCAAAGGAGUCGUGUUCUGAGUUGGAUCAAAGCAAUUGCUACCCGCUAUCGGCAUGUGCAUAUCCUAUUUACGAGUCGAAGUAACUCAAACUCUCGAGAUAUUGAAGAUUUCGUAGGUACUAUCCCGUCAAUAGAGAUCGUUACCAUAGACGCGAUGAGCAAUCGUCACGACAUGUUCUCGUACCUAGAAGCGCAGUUUAAGAAAAGCCACGUCCUGAACAAAGUGCCUGGCCAUUCUCUCUCACAAAUCCUCAACAGCAUGAUCAGUUUGUCUGGUGGAAUGUUUCUAUGGGUCCACCUUCAGAUGGUAGAGCUCACGAAACUACCUACGCCCAGACUGAAAGAUAUCGACCAUAUCCUGAAAAUUAUGCCACCGAGACUGGACGAUACGUACGUCAGAAUGCUACAAAAUAUUCAUUACUUGCUUUCAAGUGAAGCAGCAAGGGCCCUCCUGUGGCUUUCACUUUCCCUCAGACCGUUUCGCCUAGUCGAGGUCAACGAGAGCUGUAUUAUCAUGCCGCAGAAUAGGCCAGUUAUAGCAGAAGAAGACAGACUGGAGGGGGAAGGGAUCUUGCCGUGUCUAUCCGGUCUUGCCCGCCGGACCGGAAUUGACAACAAGUACCUGGCUCUUUCCCAUUUCUCAGUCAAAGAGUUUCUCACUUCUGAGGCUCUUAAGCAUGACACCUGUUCAUCAUAUGGGUUCCACGAUAAUUCAGCACAUGCUUUGAUUGCGGAAAUCUGUAUUGCGUAUAUUAAUCAUUGCUAUUGCAGUGAGAAUCGAACAGGCACAAGAACGGAUCUCGAACAGUUUCCCCUUCUUGAAUAUGCAUGCCGCUAUUGGUUCGAGCAUAUGAAUUUGGCUGGAGAUGAAGAGCAAAUGAGUCUGGCGUCUUUGGCAUCCACCCUCCUUCAGUCGGGCGAGAAGUGGAAAUACGUCACGUUGAUAUAUAACCACAUGAUUCCCGAUGUACCCUUUAGUUGCGCUGCUCGACAAUUGACUCUUCGCACACCUCUGGGGUGGGCAGCUGCUCUGGGCCUUGGGUCAGUGGUCCAUCUUCUCGCAAUACAACGGCCAGCUGAUCUUCAUAUGAUACAAGACAUCAAAUUCGAUCCCAAGUGUUUCCAAGUACAAGAGCCGUGUGAGGAGUGCUGCAUGAUCAGAUUACACCCCACUAGCGUAAAGCUUCUUAUCAAUGACGGGGCUGAUAUAAAUUCGAGAGGAGAAUUUGGUGAAACCGCUUUGUCAAUUGCAUGCAGAUGCGGGAAUACCGAUCUAGUCAAAUAUCUUCUGGACAGUGGUGCCAGUCCUUCUGGUGUUCUAACGAAAGCCAUACGUGGAUCGUCCACCCUGAUUUGCCAAUUAUUAUUGGACGCCGGGGCCGUGGCUGAUGAGGAAAUAAAAGGCGAAACCCCUUUGAUAUUGGCAGCUGAAUUGGACAAUGAUCAUAUUUGCCAAGUUCUUCUGGAUUAUGGCGCAGACGUCAACCGACUGAUAGAGGUCGACGAUUGGGAAACGUGGGAUCCCGCUUUUGCAACUGAUGCAUUGACUGGAGCUACUAUGUCUGGCAAUGUUGAAAUAGUCGAGCUACUUCUCUCUAAUGGGGCUCAUAUCAGAGGUAGCGCUCUGGCAUACUCUCUGACUGGAGUGGAGGGUGGGCUGUCUGAUAAACACCGUGAAAUCUGUAACAUUCUGAUUGAGCACGGGGCUGACUUGAAUCCAGAUCUUGGGGGUUUCUUUAAUACACCGCUCGCCAUGGCGCUCUAUAAUGGCUGGCUGGAUAUUGCUAGACGCAUGAUCAGUAAGGGUGCCCGAAUUGAGCCGAGUGAUCCUACUUGCCUUUUAGCAGGUAAUAUUUUGGUCGCAGCAGUUUCCAACGUGGACAUGACUCGUGAAAUCAUAGGUAUUGGUGUUGCAGUUGAUUCUCCAAUCGCAGCUGUUCACCAAUGGGCUUGGGAGAUGGAUGGCGAUGCCUGCAAUUUUACUACAGCCCUCCAAGCUGCAGCAUAUCUUGGACAUGUUGAGACCGUGGAACUUUUACUUGCAAAUGGUGCCAAUCCAAACGUCCUUGGUCCACCAUACGGAAGCACCUUGUUUUCUCUUUUCGCAGGAACCUGUUAUGCCAUAGAAAACAUUGGGCCCGAGUCACACGAACAGGCAGCGAAGAAAGCCUAUAAUCUAUCUGUGAGAGAAAAGACAAUCCAGGUCUACAAAAUUCUGCAGGAGCGAGGUGUCCAAAAUAUCAUCCCAUGGGGUUCUCUGAAUUACGACGCGUAUCGUACAUGCGUGCGCGGGAUCAAAUAUUCAUCAAUCAGGACUGCUAAUGCUAUGACUCGCUCCAUCGACGAGAAAAAGUUUGCCAUUCUCUCCGGAGGAACCUUUUGCAGAGUUGUGCGCAGUUAGAG